This is a messenger RNA of Loa loa (African eye worm), 933 nucleotides long. RefSeq lists its product as hypothetical. Bases 1 to 933 code for a protein of 310 amino acids. The record is from RefSeq and is a predicted model, not a curated record. Gene Ontology annotation, molecular function: structural constituent of cuticle. The transcript has 4 exons. Lineage: Eukaryota; Metazoa; Nematoda; Chromadorea; Rhabditida; Onchocercidae.
AUGAUAAAUAAGGAACGAUUAAUUGAUGAUAAUAAAUUACAACGAGAAGCAGAUCAUUUACGAUGGAUAGCAUUUUGUGGCGUAACAAUGUCAACCGUGGCAAUAUUGAUAUGUGUCAUAUCGGUACCAAUGUUCUACAAUUAUUUACAACAUGUGCAAUCAAUGAUGGAAGAUGAAGUAGAAUUUUGUCGAUCAAGAACUGGUAAUAUUUGGCGUGAAAUAACCCGUACACAGUAUCUUGCAAAGUCAACUGAAAAAUUACGAACGAAACGAUCACGUGUAGCAGGCUCUGUUGCGGGUGGCGUAUUUUUUAAGCACCAUAAGCGUCAAGUUACAGCUUGUUGUGGAUGUGGAAUUACUCCACCUGGAGAACCAGGACCUCCUGGAUUAGAUGGUAAAGAUGGCGCAGAUGGUGAACCAGGACGUCCAGGAAAAGAUGGUCCAGAUGCUGUUAAAAAAGAAACUUUUAGCAUACCACAAGAGUGGUGUUUUGAUUGUGAAGAUGGUCCGCCAGGUCCAGCUGGCAGACCUGGACCCAAAGGCCCACCUGGGAGACCAGGAGUGAUUGGAUUUACUGCUGAAGAAAGGAUGCGAGGUCCUCCAGGACCACGGGGUCAAAUUGGGCCUCCCGGUACUCCCGGAGUGCCUGGAUUGAAAGGAGUACCAGGACCACCAGGUCGAACAGUCGAGAAGGAACAACCAAGAGGACCACCAGGACCAGCAGGUCUACCUGGAUUGCCUGGAAGACCAGGUAUUCCAGGUUCUUUGGGUGCACCAGGAGCGGCUGGUCCACCUGGUCAGCUAGGAAAUGCCGGUAAAGAUGGUAUACCUGGUAAACCUGGUGUACCUGGUAAUCCGGGCCCAUUUGGCACAGAUGGCAUAACAGGAAGCUGUGAUCACUGUCCAAAACCACGAACAGCUCCUGGAUAUUAA